GCUCAGAGUGCCUAGUCGAAUGAAAGAUUUUCAUGGCAGACGCCCCGCAAGAGUCUGACAUGGGUGGUGAUCAUAGUCAUAGCCAUGACUUAGAGCAGCCUUUGAUGGCCAACAAGGAUGGUCAUGGCCACGGUGGACAUGGACACAGCGACCACGGCCACAGCCAUGGCAAUGGUCAUGGUCACGGCCAUGACGGUCAUGACGGUCAUGAUGACCACAGCGGCCACGGCGGCCACGGCGGCCACGACGACCACGGCGGUGAUGGUCAUGGACAUGCGCAUGGCCAGGAUGGAUAUCGGUCGGGCAGUGAGAGCGCUAAAUCUGCCGACAAUGAAGCCCGGUUGAAGAAGGCAGUAAUGUGGGCGCUGUUGUUCAUGAUUGUGGAGAUUGUCGGAGGACUGGCUGCCAAUUCACUGGCCAUCAUCACGGAUGCCGCGCACAUGCUCUCGGAUGUGGGUGGCUUCAUCGUUUCCUUGGUUGCACUGCAACUCUCCCAGAUGGAAGCGACACAGGAAUAUACCUAUGGUUUCAAACAGGCUGAAGUGCUUGGUGCGUUGCUCUCUGUGGCCAUCGUAUGGGCACUCACGGCAGUCCUGCUUUGGGAGGCCGUACCACGUUUCAUUGAGCCCAGACCAAUUGAUGGCAGAUUGAUGUUUUUCAUCAGUCUUUUCGGCUUUGCUGUCAAUCUAGUUCUGAUGCAGGUGCUGGGCCAUGGUCACUCGCAUGGUGGUGAUGACCAUGGGCAUUCGCAUGGCGAGGACGACAAUGUUGCUGUUCAAGCUGCGCUUGCUCAUGUAAUUGGCGACAUAGUACAAUCUUUGGGCGUUUGCGUUGCAGCACUCUGCAUAUGGCUUCAGCCGUUGGAUGUGGGCACCGUCUGGACCUCUAGAGGGGAGGUCAGCAAGUGGAACUAUGCGGAUCCCAUGUGCACCUGCCUGUUUGGCGUGAUUGUGCUGCACACUACAAAAGCAACCAUGGUGAGAACCACGGAGACGUUGAUGGGCAAGGCUCCCUCCAGGAUUGAUCAGAACAAGUUGGCCAGCGACAUUGAGAAGAUUCCGAAUGUUGUUUCUAUUCAUGACCUUCACGUUUGGUGCAUGGGAUCUGCGGAUGUCUUCACCACUGCCCACAUUGUCGUCAGCAAGCACGAACAUCAGGCCGCUGCUUUGCGUAAAGCGAUCCAGGCAGCACGUAACGCGGGCGUUGGACAUGUGACCUUUCAAAUGGAGGUCUUUGGCGAAAUGCUGGAGACACAUUGUGGAGGCUGCGAGAGCCCCAAACCUCUGCCGAAUGGUCAUGGCUCUGGCCAUGCAGAGGAAAGCCAUGGUCACUCCCAUGGCGCCAAGGAAGCGCAUGGUCACUCCGGUCAUGCAAGUGAUAGCCAUGGCCACUCCCAUGGUCAUGCACAUUAGCUGCUUCACUAGCUGCAUGGUUUCAGUUCCAGCUGAGAGACGGUAGUGAUUUCUUUAGAGACAAACAAGUGAUAAAGAACCUUGGCAUACAGGAGCUAUUAACAGUUCCUUGUUCAAGUGAGCAACAUAGGCAGGCCAGACAACCUUUCGUUUCCGC
Molecule: messenger RNA, 1569 nt
Organism: Cladocopium goreaui
Lineage: Eukaryota; Dinophyceae; Suessiales; Symbiodiniaceae
Source: the annotation of a GenBank genome assembly